AUGUCUUACAAACCGAACUUGACCGCGCACAUGCCCGCCGCCUCCCUCAACGCCGCCGGGAGCGCCCACCCGCCCCCCGCCAGCAUGGCCGCGUCGUCACAGUACCGCCAGCUGCUGAGCGACUACGGGCCGCCAUCUCUAGGCUACACCCAGGGCACUGGGAACAGCCAGGUGCCCCAGAGCAAAUAUGCCGAGCUGCUGGCCAUCAUUGAAGAGCUGGGGAAGGAGAUCAGACCCACCUAUGCGGGCAGCAAGAGUGCGAUGGAGAGACUAAAACGAGGCAUCAUCCAUGCCCGAGGAUUGGUGCGGGAGUGCCUGGCUGAAACGGAACGGAACGCCAGGUCCUAG
Messenger RNA from Rangifer tarandus platyrhynchus (Svalbard reindeer), 348 nucleotides. The record is from the annotation of a GenBank genome assembly. Lineage: Eukaryota; Metazoa; Chordata; Mammalia; Artiodactyla; Cervidae.